GUGGCGAAGGUGAGGGUGGCACCCUUGAGGUUGCAUGUGGACCAGGAUACGCUGGAUCUGUUGACGAGGUUCUUUGAGUUCAAGAAUGAGGCUGCAUUAAACGCCCGUGCUGCGCCUGCUGAGGUUGCUUUUAUCCAAAGGUUCGAGGUGUUUUCAGUUCCGGUGAAGCUGGACUACAAGCCGAAGAACGUCGAUUACGCGUCUUUAAGGUCUGGUCGGACCACGGAGUUCAUGAACUUCUUCGUCUUGGAGGAGUCGGAGAUGAUUUUGCGUCACUCGGUUCUAUACGGUAUCCCGGGUUUUUCGCGCUUGGGACAGACGUUGAAUGAUAUCUGGAUGCCGGAUAUCAAGUCGACGCAGUUGAUUGAUGUCGUUGCUGGUGUUGGGCCCGUCCGCGCAAUCGUGAAUCUUGGUGGUGGGUUGAAGGAUUUGGUCAUGCUCCCCAUUGCCGAACACAAGAAAGAUGGUCGGAUCGGGCGGAGUGUCGGAAAAGGCGUCGUCGCAUUCGCCAAGACGACUACGUCCGAAGCAAUCAAGUUGGGAGCGAAGCUGGCGGUGGGAACGCAGGUUAUGUUACAGCAUGCAGAGGAGAUGUUG
Saitoella complicata NRRL Y-17804 is the source of this 597-nucleotide messenger RNA. RefSeq lists its product as uncharacterized. Lineage: Eukaryota; Fungi; Ascomycota; Saitoellomycetes; Saitoellales; Saitoellaceae. Gene Ontology annotation, biological process: piecemeal microautophagy of the nucleus; autophagosome assembly; reticulophagy. The transcript has a single exon. Gene Ontology annotation, cellular component: extrinsic component of membrane; phagophore assembly site. The annotation marks the transcript as partial. Gene Ontology annotation, molecular function: phosphatidylinositol-3-phosphate binding. The record is from RefSeq and is a predicted model, not a curated record.